Messenger RNA from Penicillium chermesinum, 1767 nucleotides. RefSeq lists its product as uncharacterized. The transcript has a single exon. The record is from RefSeq and is a predicted model, not a curated record. The coding region runs from base 1 to 1767 and encodes 588 amino acids. Lineage: Eukaryota; Fungi; Ascomycota; Eurotiomycetes; Eurotiales; Aspergillaceae.
AUGCUUUUCGAUCCAGCUUUGUCUGUUUUUGGCACGAGACACUGCUCGAGCAAUAGCCAUGGUAGCAUUACGUGGUGGCAAGUCUACCGAUUCUGUCCCUCCCUCAAAGACAAAGACUCCUGGCACUGCGAAAGAAAAGGGGACAAGAUACAGAAAUCGAGAUCAGGUCAAUCUAAGCAGAAGGAGAGAGAACGUCUUGAAAAGGCCUUGAAACAAAAAGCGGAGGAGCAGACGAGACUCCAAGCACUUGAAGACGAAGUCGCUGCAUUAAGAUCGAAGCUAGAUUCAAACGAGUCUGACGAGUUACGCAGCGACAUUGAGGCAGAAAUUGAAGAGAAAAUACAACUUUUAGCGCAAUGCAAUGAGUCUCUCAAAGAGAUUCAAAGUGACAUUGACGGAAUGGAUAUCGACGAACCUGAAGACAAUAUAGCGGUGAAACCGGAGCCCCAGCAAGCUCCUCCGACCCUGGAUGGUUCCAGCGAGGCACAUGCAGGAUCAACAGAAAAUGAAGAUCCGAUUCUUGAGUCCGACGUGCGCCAUACCAAUGACCCACAGCUCCACAGGGAAAAUCCGGAAGAGACCGAUCGCAGCUCCGACGAGCCCCGCCAGUCAAAUGAUCUGUUUGUGCCACUAGGUGACAACGUAAAAUCUAAGAAAGUCCCAAUACAGACAACAUACAAAAAGCCCACAAACUACUAUGACUUUGAGUUGGUUGACCUGACUUUAGACGAUGAAGAUGCAACGGAGGAUCAACUUUUCACCGACAGCAUAGUCAUUUUGAAAUCCCAAUCAUACACUGGUCACAUAUAUCUGAAUCAAUAUGGGCCUAAGGAAUGUCCAAUGGCAGUAUGGAGCUCCAGCGCAGCACCUCAGCAAGUUGAGAAAUGCACAUUUCUCAAAGGCGCUCCUCACAAAAACGCCAUGGCCACUCAUGAUGACGGUGACGAUACUGGAAAACCAAAAUAUAGACUCCUGAUUGACAAGGUUAAGAUGGUAGCUUGGCAGCCCAAAAGAGGCGGCUCCACUAUACAGGACUUGAUGGACUCGGUGGAAGACCUGAACCCUGCCAAGAAGGAAGGCAACCGAAAGUAUAUCUUCCCAUUCACAACAGUCCUCGUUCAAUUUCAGGAAACAGUCGGACUACCACUGGUCUGGAUUUCGCGUUCAGACUAUGACAAACUCUCAAGCGGUGCAAAGCGCGAGAAGGCGAGACGGGACCGGAACAUAUACACAUUGGCCCGGCAGCAAGUCCGAAACUACAAAAAAUGGGCAGAGCAAGUACUCGGUGGUCCGCUCCAGGACAUCAGUAGCAGGGAGAAAGAAGAGAUGUCUUCGUCGCCUUCAAAGAACCAGCUCUCUGAGCAGUUUCCCGCGCAGCCUCGGCGUAGCCAGAGACUUGAACAACAAAAUAAAGCUGGAGACACGCUGAGCAUGACCGAGAUUAUGCGACUGCAGAAGAAAUUGCAGGAGCUAGAAAACGACCGGAUGAAACCCCAGGAUACGCAAAGCUAUGGGCAGCGAGGCCAGAAAGCUAGCAGCAAAAAGAUCAAGGUCAUCAAUGAAGUCCCAAUCAGUCGUUCCUUCAGAGGUUUUGCGGCCAAAUGGGAUAUUGAAGUUGCUCCAGAGGACUGGAGGGACCUUGCCGAUGCGGACUUUGCCAGGUUCCAGGUGAUGGCCGAGAUUUUCAUCGAAGAACAGCGGGAUAACGGCAGGUCGGUUGUUGACGAUAUGAAGGUUUUCGACGCUUUGGGCGUCUCUGAUCGGUGA